Geodia barretti is the source of this 618-nucleotide messenger RNA. Lineage: Eukaryota; Metazoa; Porifera; Demospongiae; Tetractinellida; Geodiidae. The record is from the annotation of a GenBank genome assembly.
AUGCGCAAUCUAUUACAAUUCAUACGCGGCAGCCGCGACAGCCACCGCGCCGAACCACCCUCCCUCAUCAUUAUCGGCUUAGGCAAUCCCGGUCCCGAAUAUGCCGGCACCCGCCACAACGCCGGCUUCUGGUGCAUCGACGCGCUGGCUAAGAAGCAUGACAUCACCCUUGAACGGCGGCACAGGUCUGCCGUCAUCGGCGAAGGCGACAUCGAAUCUAGCCGCGUCGUUCUGGUCAAGCCGCGCACAUUCGUGAACCGCAGCGGCGCGGCAGUCAGCUACCUGAGGGCGCGCUACGCAGUCCCCUCCGAAAGUCUGCUCGUCGUUUGCGAUGACAUCAACCUACAGCCGGGCAAACUGCGGCUGCGGAGCAGGGGCAGCGCAGGCGGGCACAACGGCAUCAAGUCCGUCAUCGAAGCGGCAGGCUCGCAGGAGUUCCCUCGGCUCAGGAUAGGCGUCGGCAGACCGCCCGAAGGCACAGGACAGAUUGAGCAUGUCAUAGGGCCAAUGGAGCCUGAAGACCGCAAGGUCGUUGAUGAAGCGGUUGAGCGCGCUGCCGAUGCCGUGGCUUGCCUGCUAUCCGAGGGCAUAGACGAGACCAUGAGCCGAUUCAACUAG